AUGUCACGAACGAAAGGAAAGAAGCCAGGUAGUGGCAAGGUCCAGGCUGUAGCUCCUGCUCCUGCCGCCGUAGCCCAAGCUGGUGAUGCUGCAUCCGCUGCUGCUGCUGCCCCUGUUGCCGAGGGUGGCGCUGACUUCGACUCACAAGCUGACGGUGGUGCAAAGAAGGGCAAGCUCAUCCGACUACGAGGAAAGCGAGGUGGUGUCAAGCAUCACAAGGGAAAGAACGCUGCUGGCAACAAGCAAGGCGGUGUCCAGAAAGCAGCUCUCAAAGAAGCUCGCAAGGUCAAAGGCGAUGCUGUCAACAAGAAGGCCAACAAAGCUGACACAGAGAAUGACACAGGUAUCGCCGCUACACCUGUUCCACCAGCAGAGCAUGCCGAAAAGAUCGCCAAGUUCCACACUCUGCUCAAGCAGCUCGAACAGGCAAAGACCGCAGAGGAGAAGGACGAGAUUCAGGCUGGCCUCGACUCCCUUGGGGGUCUCGCACAGUACCAAGCCUGGUCGUUGACAGGUUCCGCCAAGUCCGGUCAGACACCUACCAGCAAGUGGUGCAUGGAGGCUCUCAACACCGUCUACCAGCAUGACCGCAACCUUCCCAAGUUCCGCGUUCUCGACGUUGGUGCCAUCACCGGCACUGCUUACUCCAAAUACCGAUGGGUUGACGCUAUCUACAUCGACCUUCACCCGCAAGGCGACAAAGUGCAGAAAUACAGCUUCUUCGACUUCCCCGUUCCUGCCAAAGAAAAGGACAAGUACAACAUGGUCGCACUCAGUCUCGUUGUCAACUUCGUGGGCGAUGUCAGGAAGAGGGGAGAGAUGUUGAGGCACGUACACAAGUACUUGCCCGAGAACGACGAUGUUCCUGGCUUCUGCUUCUUGGUCCUGCCGUUGAGCUGUUUGACCAACUCGCGAUACAUGAACCAGUCUCACUUAAGGGCGAUCCUCAGCUCGCUUGGCUUCAACGUUCUCAAGCAGUCCGAUUCGGCCAAGCUUUCCAGGUGGUUGCUCCAGCGUAAGCCAUUGGCUGAGCGAAGAGAGGCUGCGGCAGCUUCCGAGGCUCCUGGCGCAUCCGACGAUUGGGAUGGAACCGUCUUCAAGAAGCGCGAGCUCAACCCAGGCAAUGACCGAAACAACUUUGCUAUUGUUGUCGACCCCAAGCCCGAGUAG
Ustilago hordei is the source of this 1170-nucleotide messenger RNA. RefSeq lists its product as uncharacterized. The coding region runs from base 1 to 1170 and encodes 389 amino acids. Lineage: Eukaryota; Fungi; Basidiomycota; Ustilaginomycetes; Ustilaginales; Ustilaginaceae. Gene Ontology annotation, molecular function: rRNA (adenine) methyltransferase activity. Gene Ontology annotation, cellular component: nucleolus. The transcript has a single exon. The record is from RefSeq and is a predicted model, not a curated record.